AUGUGGUUUGCGACGGUGGAGGCGCAGUUCAGCACACGCGGCAUCGUUCAGGAUCAGACAAGGUUUGACUACGUGUUGACGGGUCUCGACGCAGAUACGGAGGAGAGAAUAGCGGAUUUCUUCGACGAUCUCCCCGAAUCUGGGAAUCGAUAUGAGGCCUUCAAGGCGAGAGUUCUCGACUCCUUCAGGAUCAAUCGGCAUCGGCGCAUGGCUAAUAUUGCCAGCCUCACCAUCGGCGACGACAAUCCCUCGAGACUCCUAGAGAGGAUGUUGGGGCUCUAUAGACCGGACGCCAACGCUUCCAUGAAUCCGCUGUUCCGAUCUCAUCUCCUUCAGAAAUUGCCAGCCCAUGUCCGCGAUCAGGUCGCCGCGGUCAACACACUGGACCUCCGGGAAGUGGCAAAGAUCGCUGACAGAAUUUUCGCCCAGCGGCUGGGUCUCGCAAAGAGCGCCGUGGAAGAUGUGGCAGUGGAGGUAGAUGCAGUCGAACGCCCCGUCCUGAGUAAGAAACGGCUGAACGUGGUGCCAGCUUCCAAAACGCCGGGAGUUUGCAAGUACCACGCGAGGUUCGGCGAGCAGUCCAGAAGCUGCAUCCUGCCUUGCGCGUGGAACGGGAAACUCGCUCCGGGAAACGGCAAGGCCGGCCGCCCAUGA
This is a messenger RNA of Galendromus occidentalis (western predatory mite), 654 nucleotides long. RefSeq lists its product as uncharacterized. NCBI's taxonomy places the organism in Eukaryota, Metazoa, Arthropoda, Arachnida, Mesostigmata, Phytoseiidae. The coding region runs from base 1 to 654 and encodes 217 amino acids. The transcript has a single exon. The record is from RefSeq and is a predicted model, not a curated record.